Sceloporus undulatus (fence lizard) is the source of this 5989-nucleotide messenger RNA. RefSeq names its product contactin 1 (gene CNTN1). The transcript is spliced from 25 exons. Gene Ontology annotation, molecular function: cell-cell adhesion mediator activity. Gene Ontology annotation, biological process: cell-cell adhesion; brain development. The record is from RefSeq and is a predicted model, not a curated record. NCBI's taxonomy places the organism in Eukaryota, Metazoa, Chordata, Lepidosauria, Squamata, Phrynosomatidae.
AGGAGAGAAGGGGGGAUUGAAGGGGGAGGAAGAGGAGGAAGAGUGGGGAGUGCGUGGCCACAGGAGAAAAGAGAGAGAGAGAGAGAGAGCCCUCAGGUGGGCGCCAGGAGCAGCCCCUCACUCGCCUGGGCAGCAGCAGCAGCAGCCUUCCCCUCCAAAGCCCAGAUAACUCCAACAGACAGAAACAUUGUCAGGCUCCAGCAUUUAAGGACCAUUUGCUAUUUUCUAUUAUCUGAACAUCAGUGUGGCAACCUAAAUCCGUGUGAAGAAACAUCCUUGUUAAGAUGAAGCUACAGUCUUUAACCAGUCAUUUUGUUGCAAUCUGUUUCAUAUUCUGCCUGACAGGUCCGAGGUGUUCCAAUGCAGCAGGGAGUCCCGUACGUGAUAUCCAAGGACUCACAGUCUAUGUACGAGGUAAAUGAACAAAAGGAGAUGGGCCAAUUUUUGAAGAACAGCCCAUUGAUACAGUCUACCCAGAAGAAUCUCAGAAGGAAGAGUUACCAUGAAUUGUAGAGGCCAGAGGUAUCCCUACCCCUACUUACAAGUGGCAGCGUAACAAUUGGGAUAUUGAUAUUAAAAUUGCAAAGGAGCAUCAUGUUAUGAUAGGAGGUAACCUGGAAAUCAAUAACCCUGAAAAAUCAAGGGAUGAAGGAACAUACGUUUGCAUAGCAUACAAUGUACAUGGAACUAUAAGGAGCCGAGAAGCAACUCUGAAUUUUGGAUAUCUAUAUCCUUUUACACCUGAAGAGAGACACGCUGUAAAAGUACGGGAAGGUGUAGGUGCUGUCCUUCUCUGUAACCCUCCACCUCAUUAUCCAGAUGAUCUGAGUUAUCGAUGGGUUCUUAAUGAUUUCCCAGAAUUCAUUACUUUGGAUAAACGGCGAUAUGUUUCACAAUCAAAUGGCAAUCUCUACAUUGCCAAAGUGGAAGCAUCAGACAAAGGCAACUACUCUUGUUUUGUGACCAGCAAUUCAAUCACUAAGAGUGUGUUCAGCAGUUUCAUUCCACUUAUUCCUCAAGCAGAUCGUACAAAAGGCUAUCUUCCAGAUAUCAGAGUGAAGUUUAAAGACACAUAUGCACUUUUAGGACAAAAUGUGACACUGGAGUGUUUUGCACUUGGAAACCCUGUUCCUGAGAUUAGAUGGAAUAAAUAUCUGGAACCUAUGCCAACUAGUGCAGAUAUAAGUAUGUCUGGUGCAGUUCUCAGGAUCUACAAUAUUCAGUUUGAAGAUGAAGGGACAUAUGAAUGUGAAGCUGAAAAUCAUAGAGGGAAAGAUAAGCAUUCAGCAAAAGUUUAUGUUCAAGCAUAUCCAGAAUGGGUGGAACACAUUAAUGACACAGAAAGAGAUUUAGGCAGUGAGUUUCACUGGCCAUGUGUCGCUGCAGGCAAACCUAUUCCAACAAUCCGAUGGCUGAAGGAUGGAAUACCGUACUGGAAGGGAGACUUGAGAUUUUCUAGCCUGAAGAAUGAAGACAGUGGCAUGUAUCAAUGUGUUGCAGAGAAUAUACAUGGAAUGAUUUAUUCAAAUGCAGAGCUGAAAGUUAUUGUUUUAGCUCCAACUUUUGAAUUCUACCCAAUGAAGAAAGAAGUCUUGGCUGCUCGAGGAGGUCAGGCUAUAAUCGAGUGCAAGCCCAGAGCAGCUCCUAGGCCAAAACUCACAUGGAUCAAAGGAGCAGAUAUUCUUAGAAAUUCAACCCGGAUACGAAUUUGGUAUGAUGGAAGUCUAGAAAUUAUUAAUGUGACAGCAGCAGAUGCAGGCAACUACACUUGUUUUGUAGAAAAUUUCAAAGGAAAAGCUAACAGUUCUUCUGCUCUUUUGACCACAGCUCCUACAAGGAUAGAUCUAGCUCCAACUAAUGUUGAUGUCAUUGUUGGACAGAAUGCCACCAUGCAGUGUCAUGCAUCCCAUGAUCCCUCUUUAGACUUGACUUUUAUUUGGCUUCUCAAUGGAUAUCCAAUAGAUGUUGAUAAAGAGAGUGAAUAUUAUGAAAGGAGCAUUAUGGUAAGGCCUCCUGGUCCCCCUGGAGGACUCAAAGUAGAAGAAAUCAGAAACACAUCUGUAGUUCUUACUUGGAGUCGUGGAACAGACAAUCAUAGUCCUAUUUCAAAUUACACUAUCCAGUCCAGGACUUUUCUUUCUGACUACUGGAAAGAUAUGAAAACAGAUCCUCUAAUUGUUGAAGGAAAUGUUGAAUCAGCCAAAGUGAUUGAUUUAGUCCCAUGGAUGGAAUAUGAAUUCCGGAUAAUGGCCACUAAUAUUUUAGGGACAGGAGAACCUAGUAUUCCAUCACAGAAAAUUCAAACAGAUGGAUCUCCUCCUAAUGUGGCUCCUUCUGAAGUUGGAGGAGGGGGUGGCAGCAAUCGAGAACUGACAAUAACAUGGGUGCCUUUGCCAAGAGAGUAUCACUUUGGUAAUAAUUUUGGAUAUGUAGUAGCAUUCAAGUCCUUUGAUCAAAAAGACUGGAAAAGAGUUACAGUUCCUCAGCCUGAUAUUGGUCGAUAUGUGCAUAAGGAUGAAUCAAUGCCUCCUUCAACACAGUACCAAGUGAAAGUGAGAGCAUUUAAUAACAAAGGUGAAGGACCAUUUAGCCUUACUGCUAUCAUCUAUUCAGCAGAAGAUGCUCCUUCUGAAAGACCUAGAAAUGUUAAUGUAAAAGUCAGAUCAUCCACAGAAGCUACUGUUUCCUGGGAGCAUAUUUUUAAUCCAGCUGUUACAGGAUAUGAGAUCCGUUAUUGGUCCAGUCGUGAAAAGGAAGGAGCUGCAAAUAGACUACAAGUGGGCAGUAUGAAUUUUUCAGUAAGGCUAGAAAAUCUGAAACCUGACACACAAUAUUAUGCAGAUGUGACAGCUUUCAAUACAGCCGGAUUUGGACCUACCACACCACCGCUGGGUUUUCUUACAGAAAAAGCACCUCCAAGGCAACGACCAAGAAUUAUCAGUGCUGUAAGGUCUGGUUCAAAGUAUAUCAUCACAUGGGACCACGUUAAAUCACAGUCUAAUGAAUCUACUGUGAAAGGAUAUAAAGUGCUCUAUAGACCAGAUGGCCAAUUUAAUGGCACAUUAUUUAAGACUGGUAAACAUUAUAUAGAAGUUCCUGCUCCUCUUAAGGGUCAGUACGUUGUUGAAGUCCGAGUUCACAGUGAAGGAGGAGAUGGAGAAGUAGCUCAAGUAAGAAUUCCAGGAGCUGCUGUGGGAAUAUCACCUAGUUGUCUUGGUUUAUUGCUGCCUGCCAUUGGUAUCCUUGCCUCCUUGGGAUUCUGAAUGUAGCUGGAUUUAACACGUCCACAAUUUAGUGCAAAGAACCUUCCAACCUGAGAGGAUUUCAGUUCCAUUUUGAUCUCUGUGGCACCAUCCUAAGCCAAAUAAAUUACACUUUCAAGCAAAUUAUCCUCCUAUGGACUUCAAAGACUGAGGCAUCCAGGAACUCCUUCAUCAAGCAACUCAACUUUUGAAAGUUUGAGAAAUGAUUUUUAACUUGUUCCAAUUAUGCCUUAUGAAACACUUGUGCUGAUCUGCGACAGUUGCAUGAUUCAGUCCAAUCGGGCAAGUUACAGUGUUAAAACCCAAUAACAUAGGCUGUACAGAAAAAGUAAAAUCACCACACAUAGGUGCUUUAACUUUAAUAACAAAUUGUGAAAACAUAAUAGAGAUUGAAAUGUUGAUUGUAUGUGGUAUAUGUAGGAGUAACUACGUCUGUCCGUACUAUCCUAUAUGUUUUGUGUACUGCAUAUUUUCGAAUGGCCCAUGUCAUUUAUGACAUUCCAAGUUUUUAGAGAUACAGUCAAAGCAAAUACAUUGCUCUCAUUUAUUUUAUGAUUAUUAUUAUUUUGCAGCUUUUCUUCUUGAAGUGAUUAAAUUGUGGGUUGAGAACACUGGAAUCUAAGUUCAUUAACAAUGAAUCUUAUUUCAGAUGGAUUUGGAGGUGUUAUACCAAUAAUAACAGUAAAGAAUUUCCCAGCACCUUAAUUUUAAUAUGAUAGACUAAUUCAAGAUGUAGUUUUACAAAUAAUGCUAGUCAAGCCAAGUGUGAUUUUUCUCAGUCACAGAGAGGUUUGUUUUGCUGUAAAGGAUAUUAAUGGCUAUAUAAGCAAAUUUAUUUAAGAUGUAUCCAACAAUUAUUGCCACAGUCAUAAAAUACCAGAUUUAAAUAUCAAGAUUAUAAACAGCCUCAGUCUUUAAACAGCCAAUAUAAUGGUACAGUGAGAUUUGAAAAAUGAUUCCAUGUUAGGAUCAAUAUUAAAAUGGAUAGAAUAUUUAAAGUAGCACUUUAGUGUGAAUCAUCUAUAGUAACAACAGAUAGGAUAUGCAGUAAAAAGAAAGAAAGAAAAGUGUAGCACAUAGCAAAACUUAUCCUGAGAGUUAUUUUUUUGUGACACAUAUAUUGCCUUAAUUUAGUGAAGGCCAACCGUUAGGAGAAUGAUUUGCAUUUUCCAAUAAAUUAAUAUUGUUCUACUUCCUAGAGCUGUAAAUAAGAGUUGUAAAGUUCUAAUAUGAUUUUCCCCUGUUUAAUAAUCCCAAAAGAUAGAAAAAUAUGUUGUUAAAAUUCAGAACUAUCUCAACCGUUCUGCCUGUUUUUUAAGUUUUAGUUAUGCUUUCAAAACUGGAAUCCCUAUAGGAGAUACAGAAUGUCUUUGUUCUGACUGUUUCUAUGCUGUAUUUAAAGUUAUUAAAAAAAGAAAUGCCAAUUUCUUUCAGAGUCCAUGGUGUGCUGGGAAUAUGGUGUGAAUGUGGGGAAGGGGGGAUGCACCACUCAAGUGAUAUUGAAUCAGCUGGCUCAAGUAAUAGUGCAAUGUCUGAUGCUUCAAGAAUUAUAAGCUUUGAAUCAUAUUUUAUUAGCACAGCCUCGCUAGCUGCUUUAGAGAUAGAACUGAACUUUAUAGGACUGAUACUGUAGCCGCCCAUGAUACUACUGUCUUCGUGAAGAAAGAACAGACCUGUCAAUACUUUACACUCUUUCUUUAAUUUGUAUAAUUUUUGUACUGUAAAUUUACAUUUUAAAAGUCUAGAUUUGUCAUGAGAAAUAUCAAUAAUACUGUUUUAUUUUAAUUUUGACUCUUUGUUACAAGUUGAAACUUUUUUAAAAAGUAGGUGAAAAUUAUAAUUUCCAUGUAGAAGAAUGUCCAAAGCUGUACAAGCACUACUGAGUUUCAUAAAUUAUGUACUUCUUUGAAAGAAACAAAGAUGUCUUCAUGCAAGAGGAACUAAUACUUUGGAAUCCAUCUGUGGUAUGUUUUAAUUUGGUUCAGUUUUUAGCCAAUGUAAUUCAUUUUUAUAUAACCUGCAAUACAACUAAAUUUUUUUGCCAAAAUGCAUGAUUGCCUUUAAUUUUCUAACACAUAAGGAACAAAACCAGAUCGUUUUUGCAUGAAGACAAUUUGGAAGGUCAAAGCACACAUAUUUAAUUUAAUCUGCAACACAGAGUUUUCAUCAGUCAUAUUAAUUAGCUAAUCCCCAAUUUACAUUGUUGCACAAAAAUGCUCAAAUUUUACUGGGACCUACAGUCCCCAACAAUUGUCAGCACAACUAAUUAUUCACUGUAUCAUCUGCUUUACAAUGCAAGGUUCUUAAUUAAAGUUUCUAUAGAUAGACAAAUUGGUUGUUUCUUUGUAUUCCAGGUAAUAUUGAACUUAGUAUUCCUUGAUACUGGUGACUUUUGGAUUUUUGAGUUCCUUUUUAUCAUUAUUUUUCCUAUGGAGUAGACCAGGACCAUGCUUUGUCCAUUUUAUGGUUGAAAAAUAAAUUAUAAUUAAAUAAAUGUAUUAAUGGUACUUCACAUGCAACAAUUGUCACUUGACUUUUCCAGAGGGUUGAGUCAAUAUUUUUGCAGGAUGAGCGAGACAAAAAUGGGAAGAACCACAUCCAUAGAGACAAAUUGUCCUUCAGAAAUUUUUCACAAUCUUGGAAUUUAUGGCUUAAUUGAUUUUUUCCCUUUGAUAAUGCAGGUUCCCCAUUGUGAAUGCUGAAAACAUAAAAUUACCUUUUCUUCU